UGCACCACUACUCUUCCUACUUCCUACAACUACAACACAGUUUAUGUGAUCAUGGGAAUUCGAAAACCAGCUUGGUUAGAAGCUCUCUACGCGCAAAAAUUCUUCACGGCAUGCGCAAUUCACGAGAACUCAAAGAAGAACGAGAAGAACAUAUGUUGUUUGGAUUGUUGCACUAGCAUCUGCCCUCACUGUGUGCAUAUUCAUCGCUUCCAUAGACUCCUUCAAGUUCGACGCUAUGUAUACCAUGACGUAGUACGGCUGGAAGAUCUAGAACGCCUAAUCGACUGCUCAAAUGUUCAAGCUUAUACCAUUAAUAGUGCCAAAGUGGUGUUCAUCAAGAAGAGACCUCAGAAUCGGCAGUUUAAGGGAUCGGGAAACUACUGCACUUCUUGCGAUAGAAGUCUCCAAGAACCCUUUAUCCAUUGCUCGUUAGGGUGUAAGGUGGAUUUUGUGCUGAAGCAUUAUAGAGAUCUCACACCAUUCCUAAGGGUAUGCAACUCAUUACAACUUGGUCCAGAUUUCUUCAUCCCUAAUGACACAGGAGACGAUGAGAUGACAAACGAGACGCCUCACUCAACCAUCGUGGACGUGGACGACCCGAUGAGCUCAGGGUCGGGUUCGUCGGGUUCGGAGAACAUGAGCAUGAUGUGCACCGGGUUCGUUAGAAAGAAAAGGAGUGGACUUUAUAGUUGUGAAAGUUUUUCAAAUAAGGUUCAUUCUGAAGAAGACAUGGCCACAAGCAUGAGUAGAAGAAAGGGAAUUCCUCAAAGAUCACCAAUGUGUUAA
Cynara cardunculus var. scolymus (artichoke) is the source of this 786-nucleotide messenger RNA. RefSeq lists its product as uncharacterized. The transcript is spliced from 4 exons. NCBI's taxonomy places the organism in Eukaryota, Viridiplantae, Streptophyta, Magnoliopsida, Asterales, Asteraceae. The record is from RefSeq and is a predicted model, not a curated record. The coding region runs from base 52 to 786 and encodes 244 amino acids.